Aedes aegypti (yellow fever mosquito) is the source of this 678-nucleotide messenger RNA. RefSeq lists its product as uncharacterized. Bases 82 to 600 code for a protein of 172 amino acids. Lineage: Eukaryota; Metazoa; Arthropoda; Insecta; Diptera; Culicidae. The transcript has 2 exons. The record is from RefSeq and is a predicted model, not a curated record.
GACUAUCUUCGAUUGAAAUCAGUUCAAUUUCAGGUACCAUCCCCUUCCAAUAGCCUCGGUUUCAUCUGCUAAAGCUCCGACAUGAAGAGUUUCAUCAUAGCGUUGGUUUGCAUUUCCACGGCAUUUGCCGAUGUGAGCGAGUUGUUCCUCCAACCCGUGCCUCUAGUGCAUCACGACCACAUUGAGGAACACCACCACCAGGAGGCUCGUCCGUACGACAUCCUGUCAGAACAUGAACCCAGCACCUUGGAACUCAUCUCCGAAGCCAUCCACGAGGAAGAACCCGCUGCCGUUCCAUUUGGGCUGAUAAAUGAAGGCGUUGAAAUCGUUGAAGCCAUUGAAGUCCUGCCGGUGGCCGAUGGCGAAGUGCAACGUGUGCAGCUGACAGAAACCCAUCAGGACUACCAAGGACCAUACCAUUACGAGAAACCAAAGGUCCAGCUGGACUACGGGGCACCGAUUGUGGCGGAGAAGAUUCCAGAGAUUGAGGCUCCAAUCGUCAAGGAUCAGCUGGUUGAUAACAACUACCUGCCACCGAAGUACAGCCAAGAUAAUCUCGUUAAGCGACAUAUCAAAUACAUUGUUAGACGUCGUGUUUAAUUUUGAGUGGAAUGUAACUGAAAUUGAUCAAACUUUGGGCUGAUAUUGAAUGAAUAAAUAAAAUGACGACAGUUCAAA